This is a messenger RNA of Xiphophorus maculatus (southern platyfish), 2975 nucleotides long. Its product is annotated as nucleolysin TIA-1-like. The coding region runs from base 180 to 1340 and encodes 386 amino acids. Gene Ontology annotation, molecular function: mRNA binding. The record is from RefSeq and is a predicted model, not a curated record. Gene Ontology annotation, cellular component: cytosol. Lineage: Eukaryota; Metazoa; Chordata; Actinopteri; Cyprinodontiformes; Poeciliidae. The transcript has 12 exons.
CCCCGGUCGCUCCGCCAUCUUUGUCGGCAGCCCAUUGUUCACUCCGAAGCUAACUACGGUGUCAAAACCCUCUACAUCUCCUAUUAAAGUAUCCUGACUGUGUCACCGACAGCUGACUGUGACCGUCGUGGAUUUGCUCACAAGGUCGCGACUUGUUUUCGGCCACUAAGUGAGACAGAAUGGACGACGAGCAGCCGAAAACCCUGUAUGUGGGGAACCUGUCCAGGGACGUGACAGAGGCCCUCAUCUUGGAAUUGUUCAGCCAGAUUGGGCCUUGUAAAAGCUGCAAAAUGAUAGUAGAUACAGCAGGUCACGAUCCAUACUGCUUUGUGGAGUUCUAUGAGCAUAGACACGCCACUGCUACAAUCGCAGCCAUGAAUGGUCGGAAAAUACUGGGUAAGGAGGUGAAGGUCAACUGGGCCACGACCCCAACGAGCCAGAAGAAAGACACAAGCAGCCACUUCCAUGUUUUUGUUGGAGACCUUAGUCCAGAAAUCACCACAGAUGACAUAAAAGCAGCUUUUGCUCCUUUUGGAAAAAUAUCGGACUGUCGCGUUGUGAAAGACAUGGCCACAGGUAAAUCUAAAGGCUAUGGUUUUGUCUCCUUCUUCAACAAAUGGGAUGCAGAGAACGCCAUCCAGCAAAUGGGGGGCCAGUGGCUAGGAGGACGGCAGAUAAGGACCAACUGGGCCACGAGGAAGCCGGCUCCUAAAACGACAAAUGAAACAGCCAGCACCAAACAGCUCUCUUUCGAUGAGGUCUUAAAUCAGUCCAGCCUCAGUAACUGCACAGUCUACUGUGGAGGAGUCACACAAGGUCUCACAGAGCAAAUAAUGAGACAGACCUUCUCACCUUUUGGCCAAAUAAUGGAGAUCCGUGUUUUCCCAGAAAAAGGCUACUCCUUUGUGAGGUUUAACUCCCACGAGGCCGCAGCUCAUGCCAUAGUUUCUGUAAACGGUACCUCCAUAGAGGGCAACAUUGUAAAGUGCUACUGGGGGAAAGAAACAGCAGACAUUGUACAGGGCCCCAUACAGCAGGUACAGAUGGCACAGCAGAACACACUGAGCUUUGCAGCCCAGCCCUACAACCAGUGGGGCCAGUGGUACAGCAACACGCAACAGAUCAGUCAGUACGUGCCCAACGGAUGGCAGGUGCCAAGCUACGGCGUCUACGGACAGGCCUGGGAUCAGCAGGGCUACAAUCAUUUACAUGCUGGAGCUGGAUGGACGGGCUUGGGCGCCGUGAGCAACGGGGGCAUGGUGGAGCCUGGGCAGGGAGUCAACGGGACAAUGCUAACCAACCAGGCAGGCAUGAGCACCACUGGAUACCCCACCCACUGAUCACAGACCCUCCCACCUCCUCUCUUAGCGGCCAAGGACACCAGGAUUACACUCUGCUGGGGGAAGGAAGGAGCGCACCAGACAUUCUCUGACUGUCGCACCACAAAAAUUACUCCUAGUGAAGCUGGUCUGCCAUUUUCUUUUUUUUUCUUCUUUUUUUUUAAACCAGCCCAAAGCCUCACCCUCUGCCCAAAUCAUUAGGUUGAAACAUGACUAUAUACACAUUAAACACUGAUAAAGCCACCGCUAAUGCACAUUGCAUUCCUGGACCCCCCUCUGCCCCUCCGGUUUUUAUUGUUUGGUGUGUUCAUGGCCAAAUGCAAACUUAACAUUUAUCUGUUUAUUAUAUUUCUAGCAGAGAGAGUUUAGUUGAAAGAAAACAAGUGUUACAUGAAUUAAAGCAAACCUUUCUAUGUCCUCAGCCCCUGAAAGCCAAAAAUCAAGGGCAGAAUUUUAUAUCACUAUUUAACAAUCAUUCAUAGAGGGGAAGGCAGCGCGGCGCUCGGUAACCUACAGUAUCAGCCGCUCCACAUACCGACAAAGAGCUGUUCCUUUUUCUCUCCGUUAAAGCGCCGCCGACCUAAACCCACUGUCCGCUCGUUGCCGUAGUGACGCAGCAGUCCCGAGUGAGUUCUCAGGGUGUGCUCUAGUUUAUCCUAAUGAACCGUGGAGGUCAGCAGGUUGGGAAGGAAACUGGUCACAACAAAAAGUUGCAAAACAAACGCCAGAGCUUCUUCAUGCCAUGUCCUGGACCGGAGCUGGACCGGACCUAAACAGACGGAACAGAGAGAGGAACUCAUCUGUGGAUAAAGAAGUGUGUGUGUGUGUGUGUGUGUGUGUGUGCAUGAACUGAUGCUUUUACUCACCAAGACUACAUCGCUGUCAUCUACCCCCCAACCCCCCGAAAACCCAGAAGGGUCUAUGCCAUUGUAUCUUUUUUUUUUAUUAUUAUUGUGACGGAGGAGUGGUUUGCUACAAAACUGCUUGAGAAAGAUUUUUUAUUUUAUUUUUUAUUUCCGGGCAACGUUAAAUGCUGACAUUGUAUAAAGAGCUUUCGCCUUUUGUGUUUCGUUUCAGGACUGAGGAAACGUUGAGGCGACGCCAUCAAAUCAUGUACACGCGAGAUCCUUCUUACGUUUGGACAUCAUUAAGCGGCUGUCGAGCCGAUUUAUUAUUAUUUUUUUAAUUCGUAUAUAUCUCUAAGCAAUUGCAGGGAUUACUGCCACUCUUAUCUUGCGUACAGGCAGACAAAGAUUGCACAAAACUUGGUUAUCCUUCCACAAAAUUUGAAGUACUCUAAAUUUUCUUUCUUUCUUUUUUUUUUUUUUUGCAUUCCACUUUUUCUGCGGUUUUUAUUUGGAAGCCUGUUACAUGUAAAUAGCCAAACAGUCUGUUUAAUUGUACUAAAGCUGUAUAAAGACAUGUUCAAUGAGAAUGCGUGCUUGCUCCUGGUUGGGGGAAACCGAUCCCGGCGCCCGUUUGAAGGUAGCACCUCUGUCCAGUGCUGGUAGGAGCAGAGCAACAUUUCACUCGUCCAGCAGAUUGGAGGACAAGUGGCAUUGCUAUGUAAUGCGGAAGUCUUUAGAUUAAACUUAAAGAAAUAAAAAAAAACAAAAAACAACUUUAUAAUUUAAA